AUGGCUCUCCGUGACGUAACUCGGCUCUGCGCGCGAUGUCGCAUCCAAGCCUCACAAGCCCUACCUUUGAGCAGAACAUCAAUCCGUCCAGCGCACAGCAUCGCAUCCUCUCCUAUCAGCAGCUUCAACAAGACAUUACCGCAAUCAUACCGAAGCGCAGCAUUCUUCUCCAGCAGCUCCACAGCAUCCGCCUCGACACCCGAGUCCGAAUCCGAAACCUCCAACACCUCCAACCCAUCACCACCCACCCACUACGAAAUCUUCCCCGAAACCCUCCCCCUCGGGCCCCCUCCCACCGGCCACUUCCCCAUAAACACCCGCGCCCUCCGCCGCGAAUUCCUCGCCCUCCAGGCCCGCCACCACCCGGACCGCCACCCCCAGCAAGGCCCCCUCAAGCUCCGCGCCGAAGCAACCUCGGCCCUCAUCAACGAGGCCUACAAAACCCUCGCCAACCCGCUCCUCCGCGCGCAGUACCUCCUCUCCCUGCGCGGCGUCGACGUCGCCACCGACGAGACCAUGCAGGUCGACGACCCGAGCCUGCUCAUGGUCGUGCUCGAGGCCCACGAGGAAAUCUCCGACGCCACCGCCGCCGAGGACUUGGAGGAGCUGCAGGCCGUCAACGACAAGCGCAUUCGGGAGAGCGAGGAUGUGCUGGAGAGAGCAUUUCACGAGGAUGAUGUGAUGGCGGCGAAGAAGGAGGCUGUGCGGUUACGGUAUUGGGUUAAUAUCAAGCAGAGCUUGGAUGAUUGGGAGGAGGGCAAGCCGGUGGUGUUGCAGCAUUGA
Molecule: messenger RNA, 783 nt
Organism: Trichoderma atroviride IMI 206040
Lineage: Eukaryota; Fungi; Ascomycota; Sordariomycetes; Hypocreales; Hypocreaceae
Biological process (GO): protein complex oligomerization; [2Fe-2S] cluster assembly
Cellular component (GO): mitochondrion
Molecular function (GO): protein-folding chaperone binding; ATPase activator activity
Source: RefSeq, a predicted model, not a curated record